AUGGCCGUCGACGACUUUCUGAGUCGAGACACGGAAACCUUCGUGUUGCCCUCCAAGUCUUUCUUCCCCCUCAAAAUACCCAUUGCCCAUUACCAAUUGCGCCAUUUUAUCAGCGCCCCCGAUCAAGACCUCCUCUACUACGCCAGCGGUUCAGACGUCUACUGCCUCAAUACCGCCACCAAGACACAGGCCCAUGUCACCACUCUUCCCUGGGAGGCCCGCUGCACCGCAUCAGGCUAUGGCUAUGUGUGUGUCGGAGGCGCCGAAGAGGGCAACUUUGCGGCCAUCGAAGUUGCCGGCUUUCCACCUGCCGACCCCGCCGAUGUGGAUGCCUUGCUGCCCUUGGAUCUCGCAAGUCGCGUCCCCUUGCCACGCCCCCCGCUCUUGGGCGCCGCGCACCGUGUCCGCCUUGAGAAGAUCGGAGUGGACAUUGUCAAUUCGAUAUCGAUACACAAAUUUCCCGCCGAAGCGGAUGGCCAAGACGAGGUUGUAGCAGUCCUUACCAACAACGACAAGACUGUGCGCAUCUACUCUCUAACAUUGGAUCUAGAGGUCAGCGUCUUGGAUCUCCCUUUCCCCAUGAACCAUGCUACCAUCUCUCCCGAUGGCCAGCUAUUAGUUGCUGUGGGUGAUAAGCCAGUCGGAUUCUUCUUUAAGCAAGCCAAGCCGCAGAAGCCGCGGACGAUGAAAUCUCCUGAGGGGAGGGUGCAAGUGUUGCCUCCUGAGUGGGCUCUUUAUGAAGAGGUACGCCUCUAUGUCCCUCCCGAUUCGUCCAUUGAAGGUUCGUCCAUUGAAGGCUACUUCACAACAGCUUGGUCGCCCUCGGGGCGUCUAUGUGCCGUUGGAUCCGAGUGCGGUUACAUCACCGUAUUCGAUAUAGACGUUUUAAAAUCAUGCGAGUAUGGAGAAGACGCAAUUGUGCAUCUGAUCAGCUCCUCCAGACCUGGCAUUACCAUCGGUCCGGGAGCAGUAAGAACCAUGCAGUUCUCUCCCGCUCCUUGGGAUUUCCUCAUUUGGAGCGAGGACCAAGCAAGAGUGUGUGUUGCUGACCUUCGAUCUGGAUUAAAAAUCAGGCAAAUCCUCACGUUGGAUCCCAAAGAAGAUGGCCUUGAGAAAGUAGAAAUUGCAGACUUUGACCUGGAACUAAGCCCCGAACUCCGCGAUCUACGGCGAGAAGCAGAUUUCAUUAGAAGAUACCGCCGAGCUCUCGAUUCAGAAGGUACUGCGGCUGCGGUGAACUUUGCGAACGAUUACAUUGAAGCGUCCUCGGAGCGUCGAAGACUCCAUCGACGACUCGGUGUCGUUGAAUCAGACAACGAUCCGCACGGCUUGACAGCACACGAACGACAGAUUCUCGACGCCCUCCGGACGACAUCACACGAACGUCAGAUUCUAGAAGCCCUGCGGGCGACAAGGCAGCGGGAAGAGGCCCGUGAGCAGGGAAUCGCGCCCCGGAGUAUCAAUUACAAUACUCCAGGGUCGGAGGACACAAGGCGGUACGGAAUUGCUUCUCAAUACUUUUUCCCGAUCAUGCCUAGUGACAAUCGUCAUAGGGAUGCCCUCGAAGCCAGAGCAGUAGUCCGAGCAGCUAGAGAACUCGAAUCCAGACGCAACAUCAUGGCCGAUAUGCUGUCAGAGUCACAUUCAAAUGAGCUACAAGCACGCUCCAUACCCCGUCGCCAGCCCUCUGUGGUGCUCUUGACCACGACCGAGGCACCAACUAGCAACCCUGAAGUUACGGCAAAUAUCACAGAUGCAGUGACGACAAGAUCUCCCAAUCCUAUCCCAGCUCAUGCCCGUCGAGUAGAUGCCCAGAUCAUCUCUUCGACUGACGAGGCAUGGCGUACGAUUGAGGAAGCAUUGGCCCGCAAUGUCAGGGCUGCAGACAAUGUCCGCCCGACAGGCGCCCCCGAACUUCGCACGGAGCUUCGCCGUCUUCGGCAGCUGACGCAAAUGCGCGAGCGCCUGAGAAAUGCUCGAGAGUCGCAACCCCACGACCCCUACAGCCUCCCAAGCGAACGAUCAAGCUACCACCGACGCCGCUCACAUGACCCCACAGACGGCGUUCGCACGGCAGGGCUCGCAAUGAGCCAGGACGGACGCACGCUGUACUGCGGAACCGAAGAGGGGAUCUUCGAGUUCCAUAUCAAUUUGCACGAGCGGAAGGGGAUUCCAGCUAUCAAACCCCGGUAA
Molecule: messenger RNA, 2193 nt
Organism: Lindgomyces ingoldianus
Lineage: Eukaryota; Fungi; Ascomycota; Dothideomycetes; Pleosporales; Lindgomycetaceae
Exons: 3
Coding region: 1-2193 (730 amino acids)
Molecular function (GO): protein binding
Source: RefSeq, a predicted model, not a curated record